CAUUCUCACGCAUGUCUUUUGGACGCCCACCAUCAAUUAACGUCGGAUUCAAGACUUCCCCUCCAGAUCGCGGUUCUUUUCCUCUGGACCAUGAUGGCGAGUGCAAGGAACAGAUGAUGCAAUACAUGGCUUGCUUGCGCAAGAAUUCUAGUGAAUCCACCCCGUGCAGAGUAAUGAGCAAACAAUACCUUGAUUGUCGAAUGACCAAAGGACUGAUGGAGCGUGAUGAAUGGAGGAAUCUUGGAUUAGCCAACCUUGAAGGAGAUUCCGCCGAACCAACGCGCACUUCAUCCUGAAUGUAUCUACACCUGCUCCACAAAACGAAAUCCAUGGAACAUCGCGGAUCUGACGAACAUCUGGCUGAGGCGUGAGUUGCAACGAGCUGUAGUAAUGCAAGAGUACACCACCAUCAUAUGACAGCAAGGUCUAUGUCAUAUCCACGGAGCAAUGGACAUGGGGAACGGGAAGGGGUGGUGGAUCCUAAGUUCUUUUUCAUGGCAUUAGCGAGACUGGCAUGAUCAAUAAUCGAUAAUCUCCGGCAGAGCUUGUCGCAGAGGGGCGCUCAACAGCACUCGACUAUAGUCUAUAGACCCGGUCACCCGCCGGCUUGUAACGCAUUUCGGUUUGUUUACACCCCGUACACAUUGGAUAGUACUACCGGGGGGUCUCAUAAGCCGUUCCAGGUCUGAGUAUCCCCAUUAAAUAUUAGCGCACGGUCUUUAUCUCCUGACCGUGGAUUAUGGAGCGCUCGAUGUAUGAAACUAGCUUUUUCCAUCGUCG
This is a messenger RNA of Suillus discolor, 780 nucleotides long. RefSeq lists its product as uncharacterized. The transcript is spliced from 3 exons. Bases 12 to 296 code for a protein of 94 amino acids. Lineage: Eukaryota; Fungi; Basidiomycota; Agaricomycetes; Boletales; Suillaceae. Gene Ontology annotation, biological process: mitochondrial respiratory chain complex IV assembly. Gene Ontology annotation, cellular component: mitochondrial intermembrane space. The record is from RefSeq and is a predicted model, not a curated record.